AUGUCCCGUGUACUGGAUAUGCUGCAGAAGAUGACCGGUGCCAGAUUCUACCUGGAGCAGGCCGAUAUUCCAGCCGAUCAGCAGUACGUUUGGUCUCUCAUGGAUUUCGGACGUCUGCUGGGGCUAUCGGCGCAUAGUGGUCUGCACAGUCUCGUCGUCAUGACGGACAACAUUAUGAACGUCAGCCAACUGGAAGAUGCGCUGACGUACGCCUGGACUCCCAGCUUUGAAGCCCAUAAAACAACCGCCACGACAACGAUUGUGCCGCGCAUACGUAUUCUUUCUCUCCUGAACUCCAACGAAACCUUGCUGACGGAUGUACCCCCGCAAAUCUCGGAAACUACUUCAUUGACGUUCUGCGUGCCAACUCCUCGGCAUGCGUCUCAAACGCCCGCCGACGGGGCCAUCGCCAUUAACGGGGUGAUCACGUAUUUUCUCGUAUCGCACCAAAACGGAUCAUACACAGAACAGGAGAUCAGUUACUUCAGUUGUCUUACGUUUGCGGGGAACAAAGCAUGGACCGGAUGGCUACUGGAUCAGAAUGCGCCGGUACCCGGUGUCUACCGUCCCCCCGUCGGCGACCAUUACCUUAUCCAGCCCGAGCAUUCGUUCCGCAUGUACACGUCACAACCCGUCCAUCUCCAGCAGUUUCCACGUGUUCAGCAACUGCUGGCGCAACAACUGGGGCAAGAUCUAAAGGGCGGUCAGUCCGUGGACGUCGUGCUCUGGAACCCAGAUAAAACCGGGAAAGCAAUUAGCUUCAUGGUGCGGUUACUGACCAAUGGUCAGGUCGUGGCUGAACUGGACGCCCGUCUGUCGUACGCCGACGCGAUCUACACGCGAUUGGAGAAGGCCUACUGGUCGGGAGCGGUGGUGUCGGAACUACCGUUUGAGUUUGGCUUUUACAUUAGCCGGCAUCCCAUCUUCUGAAAUUUGGAUUCCACAGGAGACAGUUGCGCGUUAAGCUGCAGCUGACUCAAAGCGGCGGUGUCCGGCGAUGACGAUCACGCACUAAUUUUGUUUAGCAAAACUACAGACUACUGCGCAUUUAUAAAAGUAAAGAAUUACUUGAAAAUAUAAUGAAAAGAACAGAAGUUUGAUAAAUGUUUACAAGUUAUGGAUACUACCAGCUGUUAUCGGUUCCAUGCCGUCAUCACUGUCACUUUGGUAACGGGAAAAUGGUUAAGAUGACGAUUAGCGAAACCGUAGUCCACUAUUAUGACGAUUAGCGAAACAGCGAAACUGUAACUGACGAUCUU
Molecule: messenger RNA, 1259 nt
Organism: Paramacrobiotus metropolitanus
Lineage: Eukaryota; Metazoa; Tardigrada; Eutardigrada; Parachela; Macrobiotidae
Exons: 5
Coding region: 1-930 (309 amino acids)
Source: RefSeq, a predicted model, not a curated record